Falco peregrinus (peregrine falcon) is the source of this 846-nucleotide messenger RNA. RefSeq names its product golgi associated RAB2 interactor family member 2 (gene GARIN2). Lineage: Eukaryota; Metazoa; Chordata; Aves; Falconiformes; Falconidae. The record is from RefSeq and is a predicted model, not a curated record. Bases 1 to 846 code for a protein of 281 amino acids. Gene Ontology annotation, cellular component: nucleus. The transcript is spliced from 4 exons.
AUGAAUAGCAAGCUUGAUUUUAAGAGCAUCAGUUCAAGUCAGGCAUCUGUUAUGGGUGACCUUCAGAGACUUCUUAGACAAGGAGAAUAUGCUCCUUUUACCUCUGUUCCGAUCUUCGAAAGCAAGUUUGUCCAGAUUAACCAAAGAGGGGAACCAAUUUCUGUGCACAAGCGAGCCAGCUGUGUGACCAUCGGCAUCUGUGCUGCCAAUCCCAGUUCACCAAUGCCCAGUGCAAUGCUAGUAGCAUCCGAGGUGCCCAUGUCCCCACAGGAAAGUAUAGCAAGCUUCUGGAAACUCUCAGAGCAGCCAUCCCACAUGGAACAGCUCAUACUUACCAGGCUCUUGCCCUUGAAGUUUGUGGAACUCUCUGUCCACAGCACAGAUAAACACCACCUCAUGUUAAAAUUAGUAAAUGGCCGUUCCUAUUAUUUAGAGCUCUGUGCCCCACCAGACCAGCAACGACACCUAUUCCACCUGUGGCUGCAGCUCAUCUCUCUCCUGAAAUCCCCAGGAAACACCGGCAAUACCAAAGUCAGUGUAAAAUGCAAGGAAAGUUGCGUGUUUCACAAGAAAGCUCCCAACGCAAACAACCCAUCAGAAAAUAGGGAUGACCCACAAGAUGUGCCUAACCCCAAAACAGAGAAAGAAGUUGUUACUAAACAAGCCUCCACCAACCAAGUUCCCAUCUCAGGUACAGUGGGUCCCACAGAAGAGAGUGGAAGGAAAGGAGGAGUCUUCCACAGCUCCCUGAAACCAACCAGGCAAGAAACCACCAUGCAGUCAAAGAAUAUAGAUCCUCUGGAUACAAAGAAGAGCAAAAGCAAAGCAAAGAGGAAAACUAGGUAG